Messenger RNA from Actinia tenebrosa (Australian red waratah sea anemone), 1671 nucleotides. RefSeq names its product ADP-ribosylation factor 4. Gene Ontology annotation, molecular function: GTPase activity; GTP binding. Lineage: Eukaryota; Metazoa; Cnidaria; Anthozoa; Actiniaria; Actiniidae. The record is from RefSeq and is a predicted model, not a curated record.
AGUAAGUCUUGACGUGGCUCACUCAUUGUCGGCGGAUUCCACGUUGAGUUUUUAUCCAAAUUGUCACAAAAGUACUCUUCAAAAUACGUUGUUUCAAAAUCAUCUACUGUCUGUAUAAUCUUGGGGUCUUUUUAAGGUACUAAUUACUUUCGUAGCCUGUCUUGGAAAUUUAGAAUCAACGCAUUCGUUUGUUCUGAAGUAAACGACAUGGGUCUGACCAUAUCAAGCCUCUUUACCCGGUUAUUCGGCAAAAAACAAAUGCGAAUUCUGAUGGUUGGUCUCGAUGCUGCUGGAAAGACCACUAUACUUUAUAAGCUCAAACUUGGAGAAGUCGUUACAACUAUUCCUACUAUUGGAUUUAAUGUGGAAACCGUUGAAUAUAAAAACAUUUCCUUCACUGUUUGGGAUGUUGGUGGUCAAGAUAAAAUCAGACCUUUAUGGAGACAUUAUUACACUAAUACACAGGGUCUUAUAUUUGUUGUAGAUAGCAAUGACAGGGAAAGAAUAAAUGAAGCCAAAGAUGAAUUGCAUAGAAUGCUUGAAGAAGAAGACCUCCGUGAUGCUUUUUUGUUAGUAUUUGCAAAUAAGCAAGACCUCCCUAAUGCUUUAUCAGUCAAUGACAUUACAGAAAAGCUUGGCCUAACUCAGACUCGACAAAGAAAAUUCUAUGUACAGAGUGCCUGUGCUACCCAGGGUACUGGCCUAUAUGAAGGUCUGGACUGGUUGUCUAAUGAACUCUCCAAGUAAUCAACAAAAUGCAAAUGAUGAUGCUGGAGCAACACUUCCCAAUCCUAUCAGAUAUUUUAUUAGACCAGUUUCAGGAAGUUAUUAUUUUGAACUUGAAAUCAUCAGUGUUAUUAGAAACUAUUGAUACAUCUACAACACUUGACCAGUAAACUGGUAAUCAUAGAGAAUUGGUCAAAAAUAUAAAUUAGUUUUCAUUCUAUAAAUAAAUUUAUGAUUACCAGUUUAUAAACAUACUAUCAAAAAGAUUAGCUUUAAUAAGUGUGAGUGUAUCUAUUCUCAUAACUAGCAUACAUAGCUAACUAUUUGUGUUACUAGUGAUCAUGUCAAUAAAUACAUUUUAAGUAGAUACGUAAACUGGAUAUUAUGGCUAUGAUUUUCCUUAACUCAUGAAAUUCACUCGUAGUAUUUAGUCCAUAUUUUACAUGUCACUGAGUGAGUUCUAGAGGUAAAACAACAAACAAUACAUGUACUCCAUUUCAUGGCAUGAUGAAAAUAACUUGAUUACAACAUCUAAUAUACCAUACUUUGGUAUAUCAGUUGUGAAAUUAUUUUCAAUAUAUUUAGUUCUCUUACCAGCUCAGCAUACAAUGAAAAACUAGCUUAUUAAACUAGCACAGAUAUAUGAAGCAAAGCAGUAUGCAAAGUUCGCUGUUAAUUAAUUGAUUUUAUCGAAGAAACAAGGAUUUAAAAAGUCAUUUAAUGCACUAGUUGGAAAGUAAAAUUUAAAUGUGUGGGCACACCUACUGGGACCAUUUCAACGAAGUCUUAGAUAAAAUGAUGAAAAUAUAAAUAGUUUAGCGUUUUUAUACACAAGUUUCCUUAUGCUGUAUCAUUUCGCAAACGAGCGAGUUCGCGGGCAAGUGAGAGAGAUGAUAAUGAUAGGAAACAAAUGAAUAAAAAAGUUAUCAGGCUCUUAAAAUGUAA